Molecule: messenger RNA, 3405 nt
Organism: Salvelinus sp. IW2-2015
Lineage: Eukaryota; Metazoa; Chordata; Actinopteri; Salmoniformes; Salmonidae
Source: RefSeq, a predicted model, not a curated record
AUGACGUCAAUCACAAGGCAAGAGGGGAGCAGCGCGUCGGAGCCCUAUUCAGUUCGCUGAGGCAAUAGAUCAUCUUUGGGAGAGACGUACUCCCAGUGACUAUGUGUGUAGGUAAUGCUCUCUGAGCCCUGCAGGACGUCAUGUCUGAAGAGGCCAUCUCAGGAAGCGACCUGGACCCCAGCGUUAACAGCGAAGACGAGGAUCUGGAAGAGGAGGAGGAGAUUGAGGAUGAAGAUGAGGGUGACAACGAUGGAGAUGAUGAAGAUGAUGCAGUUGAUUGGCCAGAGAGUGGCCAGGGCAGUACAGAGACGGAGACCCAGGGAGGGAGGGACUCCCCCUCAGCUACCUCACCCUCGGAAGAGACUCCCUCUGAGGCCCCGUCUCAGCCCCCCUCCAGGGCUUCCUCCCGGCCCAACUCUAGGCCUGAGUCUCGCUCCCAGCCCCCCUCUGGCCCCAGUCCCAGCCUCCUUCUCGCCUGAGAGCCCCAGCCAGGACAAGCCGUCUGCGGCCAAGAAGAAGAAAAACCGAGGGCCUCAAAGUCCCAGCCUCAAAGUCCUGUCCUGAGACCCCCAGCAAGGACAAGACCUCGUUUGGCAAAAAGAAGAAACCGAGAACCUCUAAGUCUAAGGAGCCUAAACCUGCUAAACUCUCGAAGACAGUACACAUGAGGAAGAACAUCAGGACGCUGCUGAAGGAGCACCAGAUGGAGGCAGUGACCAAAGCAGCCCAGCAGGAGGAGUUAGAGAGGCUGAGGCGUCUGGAGCAGCAGAGGAAGGACUUCAUGGCACCACCCGUCCAAGAGUUUUCUCCAGCAGUGGAAGCGGUGUCAGGGAGGCCUGGAGAGGAGGAGUUUCAGUGCCAGGGGUCGUUAGAGGCUGCUUUCCUAGCCAGGCAGGACGUAAUCUGCCUGGACAGCAGCGACAGCAGUGGAGAGGAGGAGGAGGACGCCAAGCCACCAGCUAUCCCCACUAUCACACCCACUAUCAGAGACGACGUGAUCGAGCUGAGCUCUGGGGACGACGACACACUGCCGAUCAGCAGCGAUUCGGCCAAUGAAGAUGAAGGUGCGGGGGGCACGGAGGAGAGCAGUGGAGCGCACAUCAACGACUCACUCAACCAACCAGACGCCCAGGGGAGGGUCCUGGUCAACAUCAACCACCCAGCGGAGGAGGAAGACCUGUACCUCGUCCCACAGCUGGCUCGUGCAGUCAAACCUCACCAGGUUGGUGGGAUCCGGUUCCUCUAUGACAACCUGGUGGAGUCUCUGGAGCGCUACAAGGGCAGCAGCGGGUUUGGCUGUAUCCUGGCCCACAGCAUGGGCCUGGGCAAGACCCUGCAGGUCAUCUCCUUCAUAGACAUCCUGCUGCGACACACCGGGGCCCACACCGUACUGGCCAUCGUCCCUGUGAACACGCUCCAGAACUGGUUGGCAGAGUUUAACCUGUGGCUCCCAUCACAAGAGGCCCUGCCCCCUGAUAGUGACCCUGCCACAGUCGCAGGACGCACCUUCAGAGUCCACAUCCUCAAUGACGAGCACAAAACCACGGUGGCCCGGGCUAAGGUAGUGGAGGACUGGUCACGUGGCGGGGGCGUGCUCCUGAUGGGUUAUGAGAUGUACCGCCUGUUGUCCCUGAAGAAGAGCUUUGUGGCGGGCAGGAAGAAGAAGUCCAAGAAGCCCCAGGGACCCGUCAUCAUCGACCUGGACGAAGAGGACAGGCAGCAAGAGCUCAUGAAAGGUAUCGAGAAGGCGCUGGCCAGGCCCGGUCCAGACGUGGUGAUCUGUGACGAGGGCCACCGCAUCAAGAACUACCACGCCAGCACCUCACAGGCCCUGAAGAACAUUCGCUCCAGGCGACGUGUGGUCCUCACGGGCUACCCUCUCCAGAACAACCUGAUAGAGUACUGGUGCAUGGUGGACUUUGUCAGGCCUGACUUCCUGGGCACCAGGCAGGAGUUCAGUAACAUGUUCGAGAGGCCCAUUCUGAACGGGCAGUGUGUGGACAGCACGCCACAGGACGCCAGGUUGAUGAGAUACAGAAGCCACGUGCUGCAUAGCCUGCUGGAGGGGUUCGUCCAGAGGCGAGGCCACGACGUGCUGAGGGACCAGCUGCCCUCCAAGGACGAGCACGUGAUCAUGGUGCGCCUGUCGCCCCUGCAGAGGGCCCUUUACGCUGAGUUUAUGGACCGCUUCAGAGAGGCAGGCAACAGCGGCUGGCUGGGCCUCAACCCGCUCAAGGCCUUCUGCGUCUGCUGCAAGAUCUGGAACCACCCUGACGUGCUCUAUGAGACCCUUCAGAAGGAGAACCUGGCCAACGAGCAGGAUUUGGACUUGGAUGACAUCACGUCGGCCGCUAACCCCCGCUGCCCUGGCGCUGGCCUGAAGACCAAAGCGGCCGACUCGGCCAACAGCCGGUCCAACGUUACCCUGCCCCCGCUCAACCCCAUCCAGGAGAGAGCCAAUCAGGUCAUCACCUACGAAUGGGCCAAGGACAUCAUGAGCAACUACCAGACUGGAGUUCUGGAGAACUCCGCCAAGAUGCUGCUGCUCUUCCAUCUGAUCGAUGAGAGCGUGAUCAGAGGAGACAAGAUCCUGGUCUUCAGCCAGAGCUUGUCCACCCUGACUGUCAUUGAAGACUUCCUGACCAGACGACCAAUGCCAGCAGGCCGUGUCUCCCCGGACAACCAUGGCCAGAACCAUACCUGGGUCCGCAACAUCAACUACUACAGGUUGGAUGGGAGUACGUCUGCUUCAGAGCGAGAGAGACUCAUCAACCAGUUCAACGACCCAGAGAACACCUCCACGUGGGUCUUCCUCCUGUCAACGAGGGCGGGCUGCUUGGGGGUGAACCUGAUCGGGGCCAACCGGGUGGUGGUGUUUGAUGCGUCGUGGAACCCGUGUCAUGACGCCCAGGCGGUGUGUCGAGUGUACCGCUAUGGCCAGAAGAAGCCCUGCCACAUCUACCGCCUGGUCUGUGACUUUACCCUGGAGAAGAAGAUUUACGACCGACAGGUCUCCAAGCAGGGCAUGUCUGACCGCGUGGUGGAUGACCUGAACCCGGUUCUGACGUUCACCCGCAAGGAGGUGGAGUCUCUGCUGCACUUUGCAGAGGAGGAGCCUAACCCGACCAAAGCCCCUCCCCAGCCCCACAAAGAGAUGGAGACGGUCAUCAGCCAAGCCUGUCAGCUCUACCCCCACCUCAUCACUAAGGAACCCUUCCACCAUGAGUCUCUGCUGGUGGACCGGAAGGAGUCCAAGCUCACUAAAGCAGAGAAGAGAGCCGCUAAGAAGAGCUACGAGGACGAGAAGCGUGCCUCCGUGCCCUACUCUCGCCCCUCCUACGCCCACUACUACCCAACCAGUGACCAGACCCUCAUCAACAUCCCAGCCUUUAACCAGCGCAACUG